UACAUUGGGCCGUAGAGGAGUGGUUUGUCCUGCCUGCCCGCCCUCAGCAAGCCUUGCUCAGUGGCAACCGUCCAUUUCCUCUCUCCCUGUAGCGGUAGCACACCGACAUCUCCAACUCAAGCAGACAUGGCUGACCAACUAACAGAAGAGCAGAUUGCAGAGUUCAAGGAGGCCUUCUCCCUGUUUGAUAAGGAUGGAGAUGGAACCAUCACUACUAAGGAGCUGGGCACCGUCAUGAGGUCACUGGGUCAAAACCCAACUGAGGCCGAACUCCAGGACAUGAUCAAUGAGGUGGACGCAGAUGGCAACGGGACCAUUGACUUCCCCGAGUUUCUGACGAUGAUGGCAAGGAAGAUGAAGGACACCGACAGUGAGGAGGAGAUCAGGGAGGCAUUCCGGGUCUUUGAUAAGGAUGGCAACGGUUACAUUAGCGCAGCAGAGCUGCGUCAUGUAAUGACUAACCUGGGAGAGAAGCUGACAGACGAGGAAGUAGACGAGAUGAUCAGAGAAGCAGACAUUGACGGAGACGGACAGGUCAACUAUGAAGAAUUUGUUCAGAUGAUGACCGCCAAAUGAACUGGGCUCAUGUGAAAGACAAAGAAUCAGUCAAAUGUUUCACUUACCUCUUAUUGCAAAAAUCUACAUUUAUUCAUACUGUUCUGUAUAGACAACUUAAACUGAAUGUUGGAAAACUGAAAAUCUGUCCAUAUAAACAAGCUCAAAAAAGGUAAAAGACAAAAAGAAAAACCUAAAUGAAUCUGCAUGUACUGGCUUGUAUUCCUGCCCCCCCACCCCCCCCCCACCCCAGCGCUGAGCUGCCCAAUCAGAUCUCAAGUUGUUAGCCAAGCAGCCUCUCUGCAGCUGGCUUGUUUGGCCACUGCUCCUCUGCUUCCUGGUUCCAUCUGCCUGAUGUCAUGAUGAUUAUAUGGGCUGGCUGAUUGCCUUUCUUCUAUGACUUCCUAUUUUCUUUUUUUUCUGUUCUUCAUGCAUGCAGCUUUAGAUGGGUUACUGUUGAGAGCCCCGUGGCAGAAAGCUGUUGUUGGGCCUCAGGUUGUCCUGGGACCCACAGAGACGAGGGAGGGGUUAGUUGACAGAUGGGUGGGAGGGAGUGAACCAGCCGAACCUUUGCAGUUUGCUUAACUAAAAGAAGUCCGUGACGAUAGAGAUAUUUUUAAGAAAAAUAUUAAAAUGGAAUAAACAUGUAACUCAUUUUAGAUUCUGUGUUUCUGGCAUGUCAGGAUACUCGCUUUAUCCUUUUGUGUGUUUACCUUUUUUGAGGGAGAAGCCUGGGUGGGGCAUAGAUUUGAGACCCUUGGGUGGUGGGUGUUCUAGACUAUUUGGAGGGAUUGGGUGGGCUUUAUUAAAGAUGAUAUACACAAGCAAUGUUUGGGGCGAUAUCAUUAUCAGUCUUUGCAUAGAGAUUAACGAAUGAUGAAAUAAGUUUGUAAAUCAGUAGAGAACUAAAACGUGGGGUUAUUCCUCACUAACGCAUGCAAGCAAGGUACAGUAUAUUGCCUCAAAGGUUGUAUGUGAAUCAUAAUUCUACAAGGGUGUUAUUUUCAGUUUAGUGGGGACGGGCUCGGUGCUUUGCAGCAUUUCUAUCUUGUGUUUGUGCGUGAGUGUGCGUGUGUGGGUGCGGCGAGGUCCGGCCCAGUCCAACUGUUCUGUUUAGUUCAGUUGAUCUGCAUUCCAAGUUGUACAUGCUAGUCUUUACAUUUUGUUUUUCCAAUAAAAUACCAUGAACUAA
Molecule: messenger RNA, 1747 nt
Organism: Micropterus salmoides (largemouth bass)
Lineage: Eukaryota; Metazoa; Chordata; Actinopteri; Centrarchiformes; Centrarchidae
Gene: calm1a
Product: calmodulin 1a
Exons: 6
Coding region: 127-576 (149 amino acids)
Molecular function (GO): calcium ion binding
Source: RefSeq, a predicted model, not a curated record